UUACAUUGAAGAUUCAGUGGAGGGGGAAGUUUACUCACAAACCCAGAGCAGUUGAUUGAUAAAAUUUGUUAUGUAGUGAUUGCCGCUCUGUUCAUUUCAAGAUGCGUGAAAUUCUACUGUGCCAUAGUUAUUUUUUAGCCUUAAUAUCGGUCGUUUUAGGUAGUCUUUCUGGGCUUUAUGUUGACAAUGGGAUCGACCAAACUGUUAUUCAAAGGGACAUGACUAAUAAAGAAAAACAAGAAAUCCAGGAAGAAAUACUCAAUUUAUUAGGUUUACCAGAAAGACCGAAUAUUGAAAAAAUGUCUCAGCCAACUGUCAGCAGUUCAGCUCCUAAAUUUUUACUUGAUGUUUACAAAUCUCUUCUGAAUUCUCCUUCUGUAAGAACUACAAGAAGUGAAUUUAAUUUAAGUGACAAAGAACUACAAUCAAUUGAUGAAAGUGACAUAAUUAUUAGUUUUUCUAGUCAUAAACAGCAUUCAAACCAAUGGAAUAGAAGGAAAGGAUUUCAAUUAUGGUUUGAUGUUAGUGAAGUCUCUGUGAAUCAUGAAAUUGUUGGAGCUGAAUUAAGAAUUUACAAAGCAGCUAAUUAUUCUACUCCUAGAAGGAAUUUUGUUGUUCAUGUUUAUCUAAUUAUUGAAGAAAAUGGCAAAGAAAGAUUGAAAUUAACAGAAUCAAAAAAUGUAACCUCAGAUUAUGAAGGAUGGCUAACAUUCAAUACGACUGGUGUUCUAACAUCUUGGGUUGUUUUUCCUUAUUCUAAUAAAGGGCUUUACAUUUCUUCUACUACUCAGGAACUAGAAGAUGAAGACAUUUUUCUUGGAAACAGCAGUUCAUUAGGAGGUGACAAAGAAGAAGAAAAGAAAGCCUUUAUGGUAGCAUUUCUUAGAGGGGGUGUUACUCGUACAGAUAGUCAUGGCAGAGUCAGAAGACAAACCAGACAUCGAAGGAAAAAAGCAGAUCAUCAAAGUGAAAUUACUUAUUCUCGGAAUCCUUUCCAUGAGCAAGCUGGUGCAUGGUCUCAUUCUCAAAAAAGUUGUCAAAUUCAAAAUCUUUAUGUUAGUUUCAAAGACCUCAAAUGGCAGGAUUGGAUCAUUGCUCCUGAUGGUUAUGGUGCAUUUUAUUGCAGUGGUGAAUGUAAUUUUCCCCUCAAUGCCCAUAUGAAUGCUACCAACCAUGCUAUUGUUCAGACUUUAGUGCAUCUGAUGAAUCCUCUACAAGUUCCUAAGCCAUGCUGUGCUCCAACAAAAUUGACUCCAAUAUCAGUUUUAUAUUUUUUAGACGAAUCUAAUGUAAUUUUGAAGAAAUACAAAAAUAUGGUAGUGAAGAGUUGUGGUUGUCAUUGAGUCAUAAUGAAAUAGUUAUGUAUUUAUGUAAAAAAACAUAUAUAUUAUACAAAAACUUAAUGUAAUUAAUUAAUUUUAUAUCUUAAAACUUUGAUAUGAGUCCAUCCAUGUUUUCACGUAUGUAAAUAUAAUUUUUUAUCCAAUAUUUUUCUUAAUAAAAAUGUUGGAAAUAUAUAUUUUUAGCUACUUUAGAUAUUUUUUAUAAGUAUGAUCUGAUGUGACUGUGGAGAACCACUAUUUUUUUUUUAUUAUAGUAUAUAAAACUUGAUUUUACAGUUCAUUAAUAUAUGCAUAUGAGAGAAUUAUAAUAGAAGUGGUCUUAGAGCAACAUAAUGUAAAAGUUGAAAUUAUCACUUCUGGAAACUGUAUAAAUAAACAUCUUUACUAUUAAA
Nezara viridula (southern green stink bug) is the source of this 1735-nucleotide messenger RNA. NCBI's taxonomy places the organism in Eukaryota, Metazoa, Arthropoda, Insecta, Hemiptera, Pentatomidae. The record is from the annotation of a GenBank genome assembly.